Solea senegalensis (Senegalese sole) is the source of this 2655-nucleotide messenger RNA. RefSeq names its product DEAH (Asp-Glu-Ala-His) box polypeptide 32b (gene dhx32b). The transcript has 11 exons. Lineage: Eukaryota; Metazoa; Chordata; Actinopteri; Pleuronectiformes; Soleidae. Gene Ontology annotation, molecular function: RNA binding. The coding region runs from base 285 to 2519 and encodes 744 amino acids. Gene Ontology annotation, cellular component: intracellular anatomical structure; spliceosomal complex. The record is from RefSeq and is a predicted model, not a curated record.
CUUGUGGCCUUUGCGUGUGAGCCAGUUCUCAUUUAAAAGACCAGACCCCUCUGAGUCCCUGCCCAUCCAUCUUUGUUCUGUGUAUAAGUGUGUGUGUGGGAUUUCAAUGGGAUUAAUGUCCUCAUGACAACACUCGGCUGGCUGCCUAGUGAGCCUUUCAUUUGGCGUCACUUGAAAGAAGCAGUCUGUGCUCAGUCCAACACUGUACUGAAAGCUCAAGGUUUCCAGACUCCAUUCCUUCCCCUGGAUGUGUAAAUGAAGUCUACACCAGACAGAUUCUUGUGAUGGCACAGGACGAUACCAGCUGGACAGGAGAGGACUAUUUUGAGGGGACACUCCAGUCUCUGUGUUCAGACACAGUAGCGCUGAGUCACAGGGACAAAGGAUAUGAUGACAUUUUGGAGCUUAAUCCGUUUGAUGGACUGCCGUAUUCUUCCCGGUUUUACAAACUGCUGAAGGAAAGACAAGAGCUGCCAGCUUGGAAAGCAAAAUGUGAAUUCAUGGACACUUUGGCCAAAAGACAGUUUGUCAUUGUCAGUGGCUCUGCAAAAACUGGGAGAAGUUCUCAAAUUCCACAGUGGUGCGCUGAAUACUGUUUGUCAGUCCAGUUCCAGCACGGCAUGGUGGUUUGUACCCAGAUCCACACACAGCAGGCUGUAGAUCUGGCUUUAAGGGUGGCUGAUGAAAUGGAUGUCAACAUUGGUCAUGAGGUUGGCUACAGCGUCCCUUUGGAAACAUGUUGCACCGACGACACAGUCCUCAGGUACUGCACAGAUGACAUGCUGCUCAGAGGCAUGAUGUCGGACCCUUUGCUUGAGCACUAUGGCGUGAUCGUAGUGGACCAGGCUCAUCACAGGACCGCCGCCACCGACGUACUCCAGGGUCUGCUGAAGGACAUAGCCGUACAGAGGCCGGAGCUCCGCGUGGUCCUCCUGACCUCCGCUGACCCUGGCCCCAAGCUGCUGGCUCACUUCGCCAAGUCCAUGGUGCCUCUGAUUCACCUUGACAGCCCCACUGGAGGGGAGGUGGUGUACAGCAGCACAGGUGACGGCUACUUCUGCUCUGCUCUACGUCUGGUGCUGGAAAUCCACCAGUCUGACGAGGAAGGAGAUGUGGUUGUGUUUCUGGUGACCGCACAGGAGAUAGAUCUGGCCCACAACAUCCUGUGUCAUGAGAGGCACAGGUCAGGUCUUGAGCUGGGUGAACUUCUGCCUGUCGCUGUGCAUCCUGGUCAGCCUGGGGAUCUACCAGUUCAGGGGGAGGAGGAGAAAGACCGGAUCCGCAGAGUUUUCCUCACGUCCAGCCCAAAUGAAGACUUCUUCUGGGGUUUUGGCCCAAUACGCUUUGUGAUUGAUGCAGGGCUUGAAAAAAGAUAUGUUUAUAAUCCCAGGAUCAGAACUAACUCGGUCAUCUUUCAGCCAAUCAGCGCGGGUCAAUCUGAGAGUCGCAGACACUUGACAGGUCCAACAGGGAAGUGUUUCUGCCUGUACCCAGAGGAGCAGCGCCUUCCUGCCGAGACACGACCACACCUCGUGGAGUCUGACGUCACGUCCACUGUGCUCUUCUUGAAGAGGAUGGAGAUCGCUGGGCUGGGCCGCUGCGACUUCAUCGACAGGCCAGAUCCUGGCAGCCUGAUGCAGGCUAUGGAGGAUCUGGACUACCUGGCAGCUCUGGACAAUCAUGGCAACCUGUCCGAGGUGGGCAUCAUCAUGUCCGAGUUCCCCUUGAAGCCCCAGUUGGCCAAGACUCUGCUGGCUUCGUGCGAGUUUGACUGCGUCAGCGAGGUGAUCAUCAUAGCCGCCAUGUUGACAGCACCUACAUGCUUCAUGGUUCCCUCAGUGAACCUGAAGCCAGAUGUGAACCAGUGCCACAUGAAGUUCCAGCACCCAGAGGGAGACCACUUCACCCUCAUCAAUAUCUACAAGGCCUUUAAACAGGCUCAGCUGGAUCCAUACUGUAAUGUUAAGACAUGGUGUCAGGAUUCCUGCCUGAGUCUCACCUCUCUGCUGACGGCCGACGCACUUCACGCCGAGCUGACCGACACUCUGAGGAGGAUCGAGCUGCCGCUCUCAGCGCCCGCCUUUGGUUCCCGAAGCAACACUGUGAACAUUAGGAGAGCUUUGCUGGCAGGUUUCUUCAUGCAGGUGGCACGAGAUGUGGACGGUUCGGGGAACUACGCCAUCAUGACCCAUAAGCACGUGGCACAGAUCUACCCUCUGUCAGGUUAUGGAGCCAAGAGCCCGAAGCUGGGUCUGCCGGAGUGGGUGCUGUUCCAUGAGCACUCCUUCUCUGAAGACAACUGCCUCCGCACCGUCACCCACAUAACACCCCAGGAGUUCCUUCAAAUGGCACCACAGUAUUUCUUCUACAACCUUCCGCCCAGCGAGAGCAAAGACAUACUCCAGAACAUUUUGAACCACGCAGCGUCUCGUAAACGAGAAGAGACGCUUUCAACCUCCCGUGAGGAACAGCAGCAGCAGCAGCAGGACCACGCCUACGAUCGCUGUGUUAUACAGUGACUGGCGAUUAACUCACGAUUCCCAGCAAAGGUGAUGAAAUAACUAGUAUUAACAGCAGCUACCAGUGAGGACUAAUUGCACUAUACUGGGUCAGGACCCACAAAGAAAUUUGCAGAAUUUUCCCAAACCUUUAGUU